GAUUGAUUUGAUUAUGUAAUAAGAUUGUAGUUUACAACUGCUUUUUUUAAAUAUUAAUUUUUAUCUCCACCAAAAUUCGUACUUAGUAUAGGUAAUUAUUAAUUAACAAUACUCAAAUAAUGCCCCUCACAGGACCUUACUUUGAUUUUACCUAUACAUUUUACUAUACAUACUACCGUAUAAAGCUCCACGUGUUUGUUUAUUUCUUUGCGUUUUUAAAUUUGUUGGUAUCUAAAACAAUGGUAUGCUUUGUCUAGUUAUUAGUCAGCUUUAGUCCAAACAAUUUGUUUUAUAUACAAUAACAAAUAAUACAGAAUACGAUACGUAUAAAGGUUUCUGUACCACAGUCUGUAGCGUAUCUGUAAUGUCGAUAGCAUAAAACGUAUUCAUGUGCAUACGAGUUAGAAGGUGUGUUCGUGAAAUCCCCGGUAUUCUAUUUCUACGAUUUUCGCAAAAAUUUAUUUGUUACGUUUUUACAAAGUGUGAUUUGGUGCUGUAGUUUUUAAAUUUUCUGAAAAUGGCCGAGAAAGGAAAAAAACCCUUAUUACCCUCCGAUUAUGUAUGGGAACAAAACAUAGACAGUUUAAUAAUUUUUAUAAAAUUGAAAGACAUUGAAUAUCCACUUAUUAAGAUUGAAAAAAAUAAAGUAUAUCUAAAAUGUGUAGCAGAAAAAGAUAGAAAACUUUAUGAAAUGGAUAUAAAUUUAUAUGAAGAAAUUAAUAUUGGCAAUAGCAUAUAUAACAUACAAAGUGAUGGUAUAAGGUUUUUCUUAAAAAAGCAAAUAUUGUGUCUCUGGCCUUAUUUAACUCAAGAUCAUAAAGAUAAAAUAAAUGCAAGUGGAGGACAUAUUAUGGAAUAUUUUUUAAAAAAAUCACAAAAAAAUUAUGUACAAGAUGUUGUUGGAGUGGUAGAUACUGAUGAACAAACACCAAAAGAACAAGGUUCUGCUUUUUUUUAG
This is a messenger RNA of Agrilus planipennis (emerald ash borer), 958 nucleotides long. RefSeq lists its product as uncharacterized. The transcript has 4 exons. Bases 518 to 958 code for a protein of 146 amino acids. Gene Ontology annotation, biological process: chaperone-mediated protein complex assembly; protein folding. Lineage: Eukaryota; Metazoa; Arthropoda; Insecta; Coleoptera; Buprestidae. Gene Ontology annotation, cellular component: cytosol; nucleus. The record is from RefSeq and is a predicted model, not a curated record. Gene Ontology annotation, molecular function: Hsp90 protein binding; protein-folding chaperone binding.